AUGGAUGUGGUUUUCUGCCUGCUGGCCUCAUCAGCUAUUUCAGCAGGGAUGUUCAUAGAUGGAAAAACGGACGACGUGAAGUUUACACCCCCUCCACCCGGCUCACGUGACCGGCCGAGUCCCCCUAAAGGUUUUUUUGAAGGAUCUGGAGGUCGUCCAUCACCGGCUGAUGAUGCCCCCCCAAUGGAAGGUGGCUCUCCCCAGAUCAGAGAAGGCUUCCGGUUGCCGUUCGACACCUCCAGUGGCAUGACGGCUCCGUCGGGUAACUACCCUCUGCCACCUGAAGGUUACCCGUUACCACCGUCACCUCCAGCCUGGAAUCAAACUCAAGGAUCUCGCAUGUUUGAUACGCCAGACCUGACGUACUGCAAUAUGAUCCUGGAGGCUCCGGUGCCCCCGACGGCGGAUCAGGUGCCCUGGUUCUGCACGUGCUCCCUGUGUAAAGGAAACGACGUCGGUCCGAAGGGAGACAGAGGAGACCGAGGCCUUCCAGGUUUACCUGGCAGCCCGGGAAUUCGUGGCCUCAGUGGCCCACCAGGUCAGCAAGGUUUUACAGGUCGACCAGGGAUUAAGGGUCAGAAGGGUGAGGAAGGAGCACAAGGGAUUCAGGGUUUGAUUGGUCUGACAGGAACGAAGGGUGAGCGAGGAUUCAAGGGUGAUAAGGGAGACAUGGGGAUAGAAGGCAGACCAGGGGACCAAGGGCCUCCUGGUCCACCCGGGGAAUGCCCCGAAUCCUGUGUCUCCAUAUACGGACCUCCAGGAGAAGUCGGGCUGCCAGGAUCGGUUGGGCCGAGGGGCCUGCCCGGAUCCUCCGGAACACCGGGGCCGAAAGCCGAGAAGGGUGAUCCAGGGGAACUGGGCAUGCCUGGAGUCCCAGGAGUCGAUGGAGAGAAAGGGGAUCGAGGUGAACGAGGACUCUGCGAUUGCAAGGAUGGCGCUAAAGGUGAUGCUGGAAAUCAGGGGCCUCCAGGGCCAAAAGGUGAAAAGGGCGAUGGUGGUUCCCAAGGGCUUAUAGGGCCGAGUGGAGAUAAAGGGGACAGGGGAGAAUUGGGAAUCCCAGGUCCGUCUGGCCCCUGCUCGCCCGCCAUCCAGUCUGGGUUUUUAGCGAGACUGGCUGACAAUUACCCGCUGCCUGAUCGACCGGUGCCCUUCAGGACGGUGAUUUACAACACAGAGCUUCACUACAACCCGCCGACCGGCGUCUAUAAGGCCGUCGUUAAUGGCACGUACGUCUUCAGUUACAAUCUGUUCAUCUCCAACAGAGCACUCAAAGUCGGGCUCUUCCACAACUUCAUCCCGGUUGUGAAGAGCACCGGGUCGGUCAGCCUCAGUCUGGUCUCCCAGCAGGUCGUCCUGCACCUCAACAGGGGCGAUGAAGUCUGGCUCCAGGUCAAAGACAACAACACUAACGGUAUGUUCGCUAACAGCGAGAGCAGCAGCACGUUUUCAGGGUUUCUGCUGUACCCGGAUAGCUGUGAUGAACCGUUUUCCCGGGAAGUGCCUGAGCCCAUCAGUGGCACCUACAGCUGGGGUCCAGUCGAGGAGCCGAACGCUACAUAAACACGUCGUGUGGUCAAGCUCGCUAG
Trichomycterus rosablanca is the source of this 1586-nucleotide messenger RNA. RefSeq names its product collagen alpha-1(X) chain-like. Gene Ontology annotation, molecular function: protein binding. The transcript is spliced from 4 exons. The coding region runs from base 1 to 1560 and encodes 519 amino acids. Lineage: Eukaryota; Metazoa; Chordata; Actinopteri; Siluriformes; Trichomycteridae. The record is from RefSeq and is a predicted model, not a curated record.